This is a messenger RNA of Spirometra erinaceieuropaei, 2553 nucleotides long. Lineage: Eukaryota; Metazoa; Platyhelminthes; Cestoda; Diphyllobothriidea; Diphyllobothriidae. The record is from the annotation of a GenBank genome assembly.
AUGUGUGGUGGUGCUGGUGAUGGUGCUGGUGAUGGUGCUGGUGAUGGUGCUGGUGGUGCUGGUGUUGGUGUUGGUGGUGGUGGAGGCAGGGAGGGCGGGUUUUACGGUGUGGUGCAGCCGGCGGUUGUCGUGGAUGCGCAUGUGGCCGAGUAGACCCAUGCGAUGCGUGAAUGUGCGAGGGCAGUGUGGACAGUGGAGGCGAGCUGCAUCGGCAACCCGUAUUUUCAGCUGAGUUUGCCGUUUCCGAGUUAAUUGCCAUUCAGUGGCUCCAAAGCAAAUUCGCACAAACUUACGUCUCUCAACAAGGAGGUUCCGACUGCUCACAGAACAUUUCACCGGAGGUGGAUUAAGUAUAUGCACUUUUAGAACAGAAAAGUAGCAGUCGAUGAUAGUGAACUAGACGAAUACUUAUGUGAUCACUUCGUAGAAGUCUCAUAAUUACGGACUUUUACAGCAAAGAUAAUCCGCCGCUUAGAUACAAGACUGUGUGAUGUAGCAAAAAAUCUUGGGCACUCUUUCUGUGAUUUGGCAUUUACUUGAUGCCGAUUGUUCAACCGUAUCAAUAGGCCUCGUCCUCCGAGUGUUCCUUUGAGUGAGUCUAACAACAGUGAACUGUGUGUGAAUUAGCUUAUAGUAGGACGGACUUGUGAAGCAACUACCGCACUCCCACCUCCUUGAAUAACCUGGCACCGAUGGAUAGACAAUGGCCAGUCAACCAGGCCUGAAUCUGCAAUGGGUUAUCAAGCAAGAAAAUUCAGGUCCUAUCUCAAGAAAAGAUGUUUGAGCCAACUGUCGACGAGAUCUGCAUGGAAGGAGGAAGCUAGGGACUGGUGCAAUGUACAGCCGCACACCUGGGGUACAUCGUCAAAGAACACAUAUCGAUGGCGACGAUACUCAUUCGCCGCUGGUCAGCCGGUGGUAUGGUCUUCGAAUCGGCAUCGCUGACACGCGCCCAUCUGGUGCACCGUAGGAGACCGCGGGCUUACGGCAAUGUCGUAAGCCAUUGGCAAAUUCGAGUCGUUCUUCCACUUCCAAGAAAAUCUCGUGACCCACAGUGGAGUUCGGCUGCGCCGGCACAUCAAGCAGCCCUAUUUACGGACGGACACUGCUGCUCUUCGGAGGGGGCCUGGGAAAGCUGACCUAAAUAUUGCUGGGGAACCACGUCGUCUGCAGGCUGACCGUUGUCGCAGACGUAAAACGCACGGUCGAAACAACCAAAAUCGAAAUAUCAACAACAACACUACUCACUCUCCUCAUCCUACCUCUUCUUCCUCUUCCACUGUCUAUUCUUCUGCCUAUUCUUCUCGUUCGCCAUCUUCUUCACCUCCUUCACGCCGACCCACUCGUGGCCAGACUGGCAGGGUGAGUCCGCUCACUCUGUCAGCCUGGAAUUUUCGUUCCCUUUCAGACAAUCAGAAGUCCAACCAACCGAAACGGAGGACGGCGCUAGUGACCCGGGAACUGACGCGCUACAAGGUGGACAUCGCCGCACUCAGCAAGACUCGAUUCUCCGAACAAGAUCAAUUGAAGGAAGUGGGUGUCGGUUGCAACUUCUUCUUGAGCGGUCGCCCCAGGGCAGAGCUACGAGACGCGGGCGUCGCCUUCGCCAUUCGGAACGACAUCGUAGGACGACUGCCCUGUUUGCCGCAGGGCAUCAACGAUCGCCUGAUGAGCCUACGCCUGCCUCACUUGGGAGGCAAAUUCGUUACUAUCAUCAGCGCCUACGCUCCGACGAUGACGAACCCCGACGCCGCCGCAAGAGACAAAUUCUACGAGGACCUGCACGCCCUCUUGGCGACUAUUUCGAAGUCGGACAAGUUGAUUGUCCUUGGUGACUUCAACGCCCGCGUCGGCACAGACCAUACUGCCUGGAGGGGAGUGCUGGGUCCCCAUGGUCUCCGCGGCUCAAACGACAAUGUCCUGCUGCUCCUCCGCACCUGCGCAGAACACCGCCUCAUCCUGACUACCACGUUCUUCUGUGUGUCGGAGCGAGAGCAGGCCACCUGGAGGCAUCCUCGGUCGCGUCAGUGGCACCUGCUGGACUAUGACCUCGUCCGGAGGCGAGAUCAGCGGAACGCGCUGGUGACAAAGGCGAUUGCGGGCGCUGACGGGUGUACCCACCAUCGCCUCGUCAUCUCGAAGAUGCGUAUUCGCCUACAGCCUCGUAGGAGGUCACAACGAAAGUGACCCUCAGGUAAGCUGAAUAUUGCCUUGUUGUAUUUGCCCGCUCACCAUCUACAUUUCAGCAAUGAGCUAGCUCAACGGCUAGACACCCCUCCAAUCGCUGCCGUCGCCGAUGCUGUCGCUCCCGAGAACUGCUGGUGUCCACUGAGAGACACGGUCCAGUCCAUGGCACUAACCGUCCUCGGUCGCGCACGCCGUCAACACCAGGACUGGUUCGACGACAACGACGUCGCCAUCAGCAAUCUGCUAUCCGAGAAUGACCGCCAACACACAGCCUACGUAGACCACCCCACUGACGACAACAAAGCUGCUUUUUACCGCAGUCGCCGCCACCUUCAGCAACGACUGCGCGAGAUGCAGAACGCCUAG